Molecule: messenger RNA, 6080 nt
Organism: Labrus bergylta (ballan wrasse)
Lineage: Eukaryota; Metazoa; Chordata; Actinopteri; Labriformes; Labridae
Biological process (GO): positive regulation of GTPase activity; endoplasmic reticulum to Golgi vesicle-mediated transport
Cellular component (GO): endoplasmic reticulum membrane
Molecular function (GO): GTPase activator activity
Source: RefSeq, a predicted model, not a curated record
UGUCUGGGACAGCUGUUGAGAGAAGCGCCCACAUUUAGCCAAAUGUUACCUAUGAUUUUACAUAUAUAGAGACAUAUUUUUUAUCUUACUGCUUAUUUAUGACACCAGACAAAGUUUGUGAUUCGGUUGUCGGUUUGUAAGAGGAAUGAAAAGGCUCAAGGGGAAGAAACAAAAAGCAGGAGUUGCGUUGAAUGGGAAUGGAUCUGUCUCAAGAGAAGCAGAUUGUGGAAGGAAAACGAAGUUGGCUGAGAUCCAUCAGGCUUUGAUCAGUGAUCCAGUGGACAUUGAGACCCUGAGGAGAGCAGCAGCCAGUAAAGGCGGUCUCCUCACUGAUGAACUGAGGAGGAAAGUCUGGCCCAAGCUGCUGAAUAUCAACGUGUACGAUCUACCACAUAAACCUGGUCGAGAUGUGAGGGAACACCACAAGGACUACAACCAAGUAGUCCUGGAUGUGAGGCGGUCCAUGAAGCGGUUUCCUAAAGGUAUGCCAGCCACAGAGAGAGCCGUGCUUCAGGAGCAGCUCAUCGACACCAUACUGGAGGUUUUGAAAGGAAACCCUCAGCUGCAUUACUACCAGGGCUACCACGACGUGGCCGUCUCUCUGCUGCUGGUAGUCGGAGAGCGGAUGGCCAUCGCUCUGCUGGAAACACUGUCCAACUUCCAUCUCAGGGAUUUCAUGGAUCCAACAAUGGACAGAACGAAGCACAUUUUAAACUACCUGAUGCCUAUUCUGGAGCAGGUUGAUAAAGAACUACACGACUUCAUGAUUAGAGCCGAGGUGGGAACCAUCUUUGCGCUGUCCUGGCUCAUCACUUGGUACGGCCACGUGCUGUCAGAGUUCAAACACACCCUGAGACUGUACGACUUCUUCCUGGCCUCACACCCGCUGAUGCCCAUCUACCUCGCUGCUACGAUUGUGUUGCACAGAGAGAAGGAGGUGAAGCAGACAGAGUGUGACAUGGCCAUGGUCCACCACCUCCUCUCCCGCAUCCCUCAGGAUCUCCCAUAUGAACUUCUGAUUGGCCAGGCCCAGGAUCUGUUCGACCAGUACCCUCCAUCCCUGCUGGCCAAGAGGGCAGCCCUGCAGUCUCGCAAGAGUCUGUCCAUCAGCACCUUCCAGGCGUUUCAGCGCUCGACCCUCCACCAGAGGCCCGACUCUGUUCUCCAACGUCUAACCAAAGCCCAGGGUGCCGCCGCCGCCUCCAGACACGGUCUGGAAGCAGCUCUGCCCCGGGAACAAGGCCAGUUGUGGGGGAAGGGGAACAGGAUGGUGAAGAUGGCCGUGUGGGGGCUGUCGGCGACGCUCGGGGCGGCUGUGUUUGCUGUGGCUCAGACGGCUUUGGACUGGGGACCCGACGUGUUACUACAACUGUUCUGAAGUGGCGGUGGGGAUUUAGACUUUUUGACACACGGUGACACAUGAUGACAGCAGAAACAGAUCUGCUAUCUGCUCUUCAGAUGACAAACAAUGAACAAACAAAGACAUGAAGUGACUUGUUGAAGGCUCUACUGCUAAGAGGACAUGUCGGAGGAAAGCUGGAGGAUGUCAGUUAUCUCGGUGCCAAACAGGUUGUUGCUACUCAACCACAGUGAACAUAUGUUAACUACCAGUCAGCCUCAGGGUGUGUGUGCGCGUGUGCGUGUGCGUGUGUGCAUCUGAACAAGUAUCCCAAACCACAUAUCACAUAUAAGCAUGGAUGGAUAACGUAACAGGCCAACCAUUGUUUGAUUAACUUGCCGUCACCUGAUGGCAUUCAAAGGACCAAAAGAAGUCACAAAAUGACAAUAAAGACACAAAAAACCUCAGAGUUAGAUGACAAAAUCAAUAUCUACCGAGAACACCACAGAACAUCAACAAAGAAGUUCCAAACAUCAACAAGGGGACGCGGAGAUUACAAUUUUAAACCACAAUGACCUCAAAGAAAUCCGAUACAAGAACAAAAAUACACAAAAUAACCUCAAAGGAAUGCAAAAUCACCAAAAAGAUACAUUAAGCAAUCUCAGAGACAAAAAAAGCAAAUCUUCUAUAGAGAUGCAAACCAACCACAAAUUGAAAUAAAAUAACCUAGAAGUGCAGAAAAAGAUACACAAUACAAAGACGUGUUAUGACCACAGAGAGAUGUAAAACCAAAAUCUUUCCACACAUGAAAUUUACACAUGUGAAGACAUCUUGUUUUUUUUCCACUGUUGCUCUCAAGUUACGGUGUAACACUCGAGAUGUGUCUUGUUGUGUUUCCUGUAAGCUGAUUAUUUUGCUGAUAUCUUACUUUUAGCCUGUCGUGCUUGUUUUGUUGCAUUUUUUGUUGACGUUGUUUAAGUACAUUUGUCGGUUCAGCAGCUGUAUCUGAGAGCCAAAAGUGCCCAUAGCCAGCACGAUGACACAUGAAUACAAAUUAUUAAAGAGUAUGGGGUUUCUCUGCUGAAAGCUUGCAGUAGUGAGGAAAGAAGGAGAACCGGAGAGGAAAAAAGGAAAGAUGGCGGGACAGAUUCUGCCUGGAACACCCUGGAAUUAAUUGCUUCCCUCCUGGUGUUGGCGAUCUAAAUCCACAGUAAAGGUUUCACACACAGGCAGAGCGAGCUGAACUCAACGCAGCACUCAAUGCAAACAGUGGCUGUCUUAAGAGAUACAUUUUUGCAGCAGUCUUUAAAAAAACGUAUGUUUUUAAAUGUUAUUUUUAUAUUUUUUCCCGAGCACAGUUUUCUGAACGUUGUUGGCCCACCUCUGCUGAAUGGAAGACACCAGUACUUUUUUACAUUUUUAAAAUAUUUAGUAGGUUUGCGCCAACACCCACCCUGAACUGCUGUCAACAGAACUACAGUCCAUGCACUCAGCUUUUCUUUAGCAUCUUAUUUCUCUGAAAUAUUCUCCAUGAUAGACCAAUAAAAAUUAUUUUCAGGCUACAAUUUAGGAACAUUUGGAUGGAUUAUUUUAACAAAUGCCAUGGGGUAACAGAGGCUGUCCUUUGAACCUUUUUUUUACAUUAGAAGUUAACUACUUAAAAAAAGUCACCACAAAAUCUAAAGCGUAAUUUCAUAACCUGAAUAUUAAUAAUACAGGCCGUUUCCACCUGAGGCACAUGCAUAUGUAUGGAGCACGCGGGGUUCUCCAAACAGUGAUGCACGCUCUAGUUGUUGCCUCAUAUUGUGAAACAUUUAUCAGAUUGCACUAGCGGAGCCAAGCUGCUGCAUCUGUAAACACAACUUCACUGGAGUCACAACACUCCUUUUCCUCUGCCGUCACAUUUACAGUGAAUGUGUCACAUCUGUGCUCAGCUGAAUGUGAAGUGUACACUGUUGAUUUUAGACGUGUGUUAACACAUGAUUUCAGCUGCUUUACACUUGUGUUGUGUUCAACACUGGAGUGAAGUAAUGUGUUGUACAAAAUGCAGAGUCAUUUUUCCCGAGCCCGGCAGCUUCUUUGAAGAAAGCAGAGCUGAGUAAUCAUUUAAAGCAGUAAAUCCAUCAAGAUCCAGGAGGAGAUGCUGAAGGGAAUUCCUCACAAAAUGACAAUUUCUGUCGUUUUGAUAGGUGUUAAUCAGUCACUUUAUUAGGCAAUCAAUAAACCAAUCAAAGGCGUGUAGCUCAGGUAAUUAGCUAGCCAGUUAGCAUUCAGACAUCCAGUCAGCCAAACAAGCUGCUGUGGAGGUUUGAAAAGCCUUGUAUUGUUUUUCUUGUGCCGCCUCACAUUUCCACAUGUGCCUAUGAUGUGAUAUCCUGUGUUCAUUUUUGAGAGAGAGACUUGAAAAUGUUCACUUUGGUCAGUUUCUUUUUCAUUUUUGUAACUUUUCUGGGCAUUUUCUGUUUCAAUUUUCAUGCUAUCAGGAGUGUACGUAGUUAUUUCAAGAGCAACAGUCUGGUUGGCUAUUUAUUAGAAAUACUUCAAUAUUAAUACCAGGGGGGAAACUCAGCGAUGUUUGAACAUGUAAUUGGACAGUAUGAAUGUGUAUUUAAAAUGAAAAUGAGGUACAGGAAAACAUGUGUUUCUGUGGUUGGUAAUUAUCAUCGGACUGGUGUUUUUAUUUAUAUUAUCUUAAAACAGGAGUAGUUAGACCUUUAAGUUAAUCCACUUGUUUGUUUUAUUGCAGUGUUGAGUUGAUAUAUACCACUCUCACUUUGUGUAUGCUAAAUAACAGGCUACCACUAGUUGCCACUUAGCUUAGCUUAACUUGGCUCAGCAUGGCUUAGCUCAAUUUAGGCUAAAGACAGGAAGAAGGGUGAAAUAGCUAACUUGACUCUGUCCGAGUUUAACAAAAAUAACGAACAGCACUUAAACGCUCCCUAAGAAACAGUGUGUGGUAUUCUAUGGAGGUUAUGAGCUGGGCUUUUCUUGGGCGGGUACAUUUACAGACAGGCGACCAGCAGAAACUGCAGAAACGUAUACGUAUGGAGUAGGAUAGAAUUAAUUUUUCAAAAGUAAUUUGCAAGCUUAUUUUCCAAAAUGCUUAACUCCUUCUUUACAUUUUUGCCUCAUGCGUUAUCUAACUUUACAGAUAAAGGUAAUGGAAAUAAAAGGACAUUUUAAAGGGAAAGUUUGCUGCCAUAUGAUGCAUGCUGACGUUGAUGUACGCUGACAUUUAUCCUGCUGUUACUAUGUAACAGAUCAUGCAACAGCGAGUUUAAUUCUGUUGAUGCAAGCUUUAAUUUGACAGUGAUUGCAUGUGGUUGUGAAUUUUAUGCUUUGAAAAAAUGUCUUUAAAUAUGCAGGGAGAAAGCUUUUGGAAAGGGUCUGUGAUCUUCAAACAAAAGUCAAGAUGCUACUUUAUUGUUGUAUUAUUAGUGCCAGGUAGACACACACACGUACACUAACACUCAUAGAGGAAAAGAGCGUUGGUUGGUGCCAGAUCAUAAUGAGGAUUUAAUUUCUGCCCCUGGCUCAUGGCACGCUCAAGACAAAUUUCUCCUCGUCUCUUUUCCUUUUUUCUCACAUUCACACUCGAACACCUUCAGCAACACCUGCACUGCUCUCAGUCUGCCAGAGACCUUUGAUGAAAAAUAACUGAAGCAUGAUCGUGGGUUUAAAUUAAAAUGAUGUAGAUGUAAAAAUGAGAAGAUGGAUGUUUGAGAUGUUGAUCUCUGGUCCAAACUUGAAGAAAACAUGAACAAAAUAAGAUUUAUAAUUUAAUUUCUCUGUUGUGCAAUGGAUGACUUUUGAUGAAUUUUUAUUUGAAUCUAUCAUUUAUGAUCAAUGCUACAAUUUAAUUGUCUUUUUUAGUCUUCCUUGUUUAAUUUAGCCCACAUCUGCAAAGCUCUUUUAAGCUCUUUUGCACUCCACCUAUUACACAACCUGUUAAAUCUGUUUGCCAAACAAAAAAAUAAAAUACCAUGGAUAAUAAUAAUAAUAAUAAUAUAUUGUUUUUUUAUAGCGCUUUUCUAGGAACCCAAAGACGCUUUGACAAAAUAUAAAACCAAUAAUUUUUUGAAUUUGAGUAUAACUAAUCAAUUUUUAUGUUAAUUAUGACACUUGUACUGCAUCUUUAGAAACAAAAAUACAAAUAUUUCUACUUUUAAAUGAAGGCUGAAUGAUUAAGAGCAAAAUAACACAAGAAAAAUAGAGUGGAAAAAUCCAGAAUACUUUUGAGUGAUUUUAAGAACAGAUUCUUCAGUUGAAGAGGAUGCAACUUGACAGUAGCUGAAAUCUCCUUUGACAGCCACUCAUACGGUUGAUUUAAACAACCCCCCCAAAAAAACCAUACAACCCAGAAAAACAAACACUUUUUAUGUACAUCAAAAUAACUCAUAUUUCAUCCCAAAUUAUGAGUUCAGUGUUGUGUGAUGAGGAGCCUGAAGCUGAACUCCCAGAGAGCUCGCAUUGAGCCUCUCAUGACCGCUCUGUCCUCCCCUCAGGUCUGAAAAAAAUCCCAUGAGAAUCAAAUCACACCAAAUGCUUCUACAGAUAAUGCAAUAAGCCUUUAAUGUAUGUGUGCACAUUUCCCAUGUAAUGGUUACUUAACCUUUUGGUACAAACUGUACUCUUGAACAUAUCAGGUUCUUUGCACCUUGUACUUGUGAAGUGGUUUUAUUGAGACAACAGAAGAUGUUUCUGUGUGUUUGAAGGAAAAGAGAAUAAAUGAAGAAAACAC